UACUGACCUACUUGCGACUUGCGACUUGGUUGAUCUCAAGCAGUAGCCACCUUCGCGUUGAUACAUAUACACCGUGAUCAUGCACCGAAUACGCUCAACGACCACCGCGACGCCGAUAACGAUGACCCGGACGACGAUAAGCCGGCGACAAGCAAUCUCGACCUCCCCGAACCUCUUCAGACCGCCCGCACAGGCCGUAAGGGUGCGUGAUGUAGAGGACGAGCCGCUGGACUAUAUGGCGUCGAGAGGGGUCGGGAUGGAGAGUAUGGUAGAAGGGUUUCAACGAGGAGAAUUGUCAGGGUCGAGGUCGGCAGGGAAUUACCGGGAUUACAUCAAGGCCAAGAUUGCCCAGCACGAUCUUCUCCACCCAGCCCCUCUUACCGCUGCCUCGCCGUCACCCUCGAGCUCGGAACUCGGCCAGAUCUUGGAUCCAGCCGGUCUGACAGCCAGGUCGAGGGAAAAGACGGGGAGACACCCAUUGACGGAUCGGUAUAAGCGGGAUCAUGGCUACUUGAGGAUCAGUCUGACUGAGAGGUGCAACCUGCGAUGUACCUACUGCAUGCCCGCCAACGGAGUCCCUCUGUCCCCUCCCUCUCACAUCCUGACCAACUCGGAGAUCAUGCACCUCUCCCGCCUCUUCGUCUCCCAAGGCGUAUCCAAAAUCAGACUCACCGGUGGUGAACCUACAUUGAGGAAAGACCUGGCCGGGCUUGUUGCUGGGAUAGGGGCACUCAGAGAUCAGGGGUUAAGAAUCAUAGGGAUGACGAGUAAUGGAGUGGCUCUGGGAGGCAGGAGCGAUAAUGGCGGGAAAUUGAACGAGUUGGUCAAGGGGGGUUUGACGCAUUUGAAUUUGAGCUUGGAUACGCUAGAAGAGGCCAAAUUCGAGGAGAUCACUCGUCGGCGAGGGUAUUCUGCCGUCAUGUCUGCACUCGACCACGCCCUGUCGCAUCUCAGCGACGCACCCCUUCACGCCUCCCUCUCUGAUUUCCGCCCGGGUCUCCGUUCGGUCAAACUCAACUCGGUCCUCACCCGAUCCACCAACCUGUCCGAACUGUUGUCGUUUGCCGAACUCACCAAGGAGCGUCCGAUCAGCGUCAGGUUUAUCGAGUUUAUGCCGUUUUCCGGCAACGAGUGGGACAAGACGGAGAUGGUCAGUUAUGAAGAGGCUUUGGGGAUACUGAAGGCACGGUAUGGCGACGAUCUGGAGAUGGUCAGGGAUGACGGGGAUGAUGGGACGAGCAAGAGGUGGAGGGUCAAGGGGUACAAGGGGGAGAUUGGAUUUAUCAGCAGUAUGAGCGACCACUUCUGCGGGACUUGUAACCGACUUCGAAUCACGGCGGACGGGCAUCUCAAGGUCUGCCUGUUCGACAAUACCGAAGUCUCGCUCCGCGAUGUCAUGCGCUCUCAAGACCCAAACUCGCGGAUAGACGAACGCUUGAUCGACGUCAUCUCCAUGGCCGUGGGCAACAAGAAGCCGAAACACGCAGGGCUUGGACGGAUCGUCAAUCUCUCAGACCAUAGAACUGUAUCGCAUAGACUGUGGAGAAGAUCGGAACAGAUCGUAGAGCGUGCGCCGAGGAUAAUGAAGAGAAACGGUCUUGGAAUCGGAGGACGAAGUACCGGCUGGUUAGCUAUCAGACAGAAACACACUAGCGCUCAUGUCAACGAGGUCAAGGAACCGACAUUGACGCACCUCGACAAGACGGGCCGCGCCUCGAUGGUCUCGAUUUCGAACAAGGCGUCAACGACUCGACGCGCAACUGCCAAGGGCCGAAUCUACCUGCCCAAGGUCGCUUUCGACAUGCUCGCGCAGGAUCCGAGCGGUUCGACCUGGAAAAAAGGAGAUGUCUUUGGAACGGCGAGGAUCGCGGGGAUCAUGGCCGGGAAGAGGACGAGCGACAUGAUUCCUCUUUGUCAUCCCAUCAGCUUGACGGACUUGAAACUGGCUUUUAGAUUGGAUCAGGAUGUGCGCAAGGACGACGGCGGCGGUUGGGUCUCGGUCAAGGCGGUAGCCGAGUGCGAAGGCAAGACCGGCGUCGAGAUGGAAGCCUUAUCGGCAGCGUCCGUUGCGCUGCUGACCGUUUGGGACAUGGUCAAGGCAGUAGCGGGUAAAGAGAUGGUCAUGAGCGACCUCAUGGUCACCCAUAAGGAGGGGGGAAAAAGUGGGGAUUGGGACCGUCCCGGAGGUUGGGUCGCAGGCGAAAUCAAGGCCAACGAGGUCGACUUUGCGUUGUAGAAGAUGACGUCGAGGCGGUCGAGAUGCAAUCAUCCAUUAUAGUGGUG
This is a messenger RNA of Filobasidium floriforme, 2283 nucleotides long. RefSeq lists its product as uncharacterized. NCBI's taxonomy places the organism in Eukaryota, Fungi, Basidiomycota, Tremellomycetes, Filobasidiales, Filobasidiaceae. The record is from RefSeq and is a predicted model, not a curated record. The transcript is spliced from 9 exons. Gene Ontology annotation, molecular function: metal ion binding; 4 iron, 4 sulfur cluster binding; cyclic pyranopterin monophosphate synthase activity. Gene Ontology annotation, biological process: Mo-molybdopterin cofactor biosynthetic process. The coding region runs from base 80 to 2236 and encodes 718 amino acids.